Messenger RNA from Betta splendens (Siamese fighting fish), 1963 nucleotides. It is a transcript of the gene fam151a, whose product is annotated as family with sequence similarity 151 member A. NCBI's taxonomy places the organism in Eukaryota, Metazoa, Chordata, Actinopteri, Anabantiformes, Osphronemidae. The transcript is spliced from 13 exons. The record is from RefSeq and is a predicted model, not a curated record. The coding region runs from base 112 to 1908 and encodes 598 amino acids.
GCCAAAGGAACACUAGCCUAUCUGCAUACCGCAUGUAUUAGUCGCUCUGAGCAGAAUUCCAAGACUGCAUUUCUAAAAUCCCCAGACAGUUUAAACAUCUGGCAAAAAGGAAUGAAAGAAAAAGAGGAAACAGACGCAGAAGAAAGGCAAAACAGGAUGAGGCCACAGUUUUUGGAAUCAGGAGAGCGAGGGCAGGAUCUUUAUCUGGGUUGUCUCACAAAGCAACAGCUCAUAAUCAUAUCUGUGGCUGCUGGACUCAUCGUGAUACUCAUUAUCGUUACUGUCACAGCUGUAAUGCUCACCCAGACGUCUAAAAGUUCUGUGGCUCCUCUUCCUACUUUUUCCACCGGUGGAGACAUGCUGGACUUCCUAGUUCAGUCAGGUGAUAUUAGCAAGCCCGACGGGCUGUUGGCUACCUGGUUUCACAGAGCCAACAGCAAGGAGGACAUGAACAAAGCUCUCGCAAGUGAUGCCAUGAUCCUAGAGGCUGAUGUUACUCUGGAGGGUUAUGGGACACCUGAUCAGAAGCCCGUCCCCAUCAUGGCUCAUCCUCCUGACAUAUACAGUGACAACACUCUAGACCAUUGGUUGGAUGCAGUGCUGGCCUCCAGAAAAGGCGUGAAGUUGGAUUUUAAGACCCUGGAGUCGGUGGGUUUGUCCUUGGACCUGCUUGACCGAAAGAACAGUAGCAGCAAAAUAAACAGGCCUGUGUGGAUCAACGCAGACAUUCUCCAAGGUCCCAACGUGCCAGGAUUUGUGCCAGCAAUUAAUGGAACCAGAUUUCUGCAGUUGAUUCAGGAGAAGUUUCCAGAUGUGACCGUGUCUCCUGGAUGGAAGGUGCUGUACGCUCCUCCGGUUUUCACUGGAACCUACACCAGGCCCAUGGUGGAAGACAUGUACAAUAUGAUCAAAGACAUCCCACAAAUGGUGACUUUCCCAGUCCAUGCCCUGCUGGUUCGCAGAGGCUGGCAGCACAUCAGCUGGCUCCUCAGCCAGUCGCCACGGUUCAGUCUGACUUUGUGGCAGGGUUCAGUUCACCCGAACAUCAGUGACCUGCUCUUUGUCCGGGACAACGCCCACCCUGCCAGAGUCUACUAUGACAUAUAUGAACCCACACUGUCUGAAUUUAAGCAGACUGCAAGACAGCAGCACCGUCUGAGAAAAUUCUAUCCUGGAGGUGACCUGAUGGACUUCCUCAAUCCAGCUCACAGCUCAGACACCAGCUCCCUACACCCAACACAACGCAACAGCCUGGCUGUCCCCUGGUUUACAGUCGCCGAUCAGGCCUCUCUGCUGGCUCAGCUGUCAGAUCAUUCUGGUGGCAUGUUGGUGGUUCAGGUGGACACUGACAGUCUUCAUUCAGACGUCCCUAUAGUGAAAGGCUCUGGGAAAGGGUCAGAGGUCCUCACAGUGCAGGAUGUCCUGCACCUGCUCGGGCAGGACGCUGAUGCACGCUGGGGUGUUUAUCUGCGAGUCCCCACUCAGCGGCUGCUGGAAGGUUCUCUCAGACUGCUGCACCAAGCUUACGAUGACGAGAGGCUCUACAGACCUGUUUGGAUCAGUGUAGAGGCUUCACAGAGCAGCAACAACACAAAGGAGUUUGUCUCAGCAGUAGAGAGGCUGUUCCCUCAUGUCACCCUCGUCCUGAGUGGGGGUAACUGGCCACCUCAGCUCCCAGCAGUGGUUGUAGGCCUUUCUCAGAGAAUCACUCUUCAUCUAAAUGGAGCAUCAGUGCCAAGAAGGCCGGAGGAGCUUCACUCUCUACUAGGAGGUUUGGACAGUUACGACAUUAUGGUGGAGGAGGACAAGAAGAGCAACACCAAGGCUGUUGAAGUCUUGGAAGGGUUUAUGUCUCAGCAUGGAUGCCGAGCAAACACACACCUGUAUAGGAUAUAUAAGAAGUCCUAGCUACGGAUGGAGACAUACUGCACCUACAAAUCACAUUAUUAUUAUAAACUUGUGA